AUGGCCGACCGAGACCAACCUUACGACCCCUACAUCCCCUCUGGUGGACAAGGUGGCGCGCCGCAGCCUGGAGGCAACCAGAGAACAGCUGCUUUGCAAGCGCAAAUCGAUGACACGGUUGGUGUGAUGAGAGAGAACAUCAACAAAGUUUCUCAACGAGGCGAACGACUCGAUUCCCUACAAGACAAGACCGACAAUCUCGCCGUUUCCGCCCAGGGCUUCCGAAGGGGUGCCAACAGAGUCCGGAAACAGAUGUGGUGGAAGGACAUGAAGAUGCGCAUGUGUCUGAUCGCCGGCAUCAUCAUCCUACUUAUUGUCAUUAUUGUCCCAGCAGGUACGUCUUGA
This is a messenger RNA of Capronia coronata CBS 617.96, 345 nucleotides long. RefSeq names its product vesicle-associated membrane protein 4. NCBI's taxonomy places the organism in Eukaryota, Fungi, Ascomycota, Eurotiomycetes, Chaetothyriales, Herpotrichiellaceae. Gene Ontology annotation, cellular component: plasma membrane; SNARE complex. Bases 1 to 345 code for a protein of 114 amino acids. Gene Ontology annotation, biological process: vesicle fusion; vesicle-mediated transport. The transcript has 2 exons. Gene Ontology annotation, molecular function: syntaxin binding; SNAP receptor activity. The record is from RefSeq and is a predicted model, not a curated record.